AUGGAUUGCGCAGCCUGUUGCAAGCUUAUUGUAUCUGAAGAAGCAUUUCUACAAUGCAUGGUCCGCACGUGUCAGAAAACAUACCACGAGCUUUGUACAGGUAUCUUAGAUCCAGCUUCUGUGAAUACCGAGGCAUGGAUCUGUCCUGAAUGUGCAUGUAUGUCAAAGAGAGGUGGUGACAACAGCCUUACACCCGUAGGCGCUAGUAGACAGCGCAGCUCUGCCGCCGAUAGUAAUAAUAUUACGUAUAGGAAAAAGGCGAUUAUUCUGGCUUCUAACGAGGACAAGCAAGAAAUAAAAAAUACUGAAGUCCUUCGUCUGGAAAUAAAACAGCUUCGCGAAGAGAUCAUUGGUUUAAAAAACCAACUUAAUCAAGCAAUGUCGUUGCUGACUACAUUUCACGGAAAGUGUGAUAAUUACUUUUCGCACUUUGAAACUCUUAUUGACAGUUGUAUCCAGUCUAAAAUGCGUGACAUGGUAAAUAGCAAAGACGAACUGGCAACAUCUAAAAAAGGAGAGACUGUUACUACACAUAACGAGGCCCCGCAACCCGCCAAGAUAACUUCGCCGACUGUUAAUGUUGCACUGAACCCGCGUGUAUCGCGAAGCUAUCCGCAACCUGCCAGACAAUGUCCCUCUCGAUUAUCCGUUGCAACACCUUCGAUGGUAAAUAAUAAACCAAAUCCAUCGGCUCCUCAAAUUACAUCUCAGCAGGAGGUAUCUUCUGAAAAAUGGGUUGAGGUCCGUAGGAAGAAGCCUCGGAAACUAAACCUCAUCUGCGGCAAUGCGAGCCCAUCAGUGACAUCUUUAAAAGCGGUUGAACCUCGAAAAUACCUACACCUCUGGAACAUGGAGUCGGGCGCGGAGGAUAUAUCGAAACAUCUACAACAACUUUGUUCUACGGAUACCUGCACUGUGGAAGAAUUGGUGCCUAAAGGUAAUUAUAAGUCAUUUAAAAUUGGAGUCCCAAUAGCCUGUUACGAAAAAUGUCUUUCAGAGGACGCCUGGCCGAUCAAUGCAAGGAUCAAGACUUGGAUUAAUUUUAGAAAAUCAUCCGGCAACUCAGAUGGCAGUCGUCAGUCCUUUCGUAACCCAAGCCAACAUCGA
Messenger RNA from Brenthis ino (lesser marbled fritillary), 1107 nucleotides. NCBI's taxonomy places the organism in Eukaryota, Metazoa, Arthropoda, Insecta, Lepidoptera, Nymphalidae. The record is from the annotation of a GenBank genome assembly.